AUGGCUGGUUUGGCGAAGUACGUUCCGGGCGCCUUGCAGCUGCUCGGCAAGUCGGGCGGCGUCAGCCCCGGCUCCCUCGCCGGGAAGACGGUGUUCUUUUACUUCUCCGCCUCGUGGUGCCCGCCCUGCCGCGGCUUCACCCCGGUGCUGGCGGAGUUCUACAAUAAAUUCCACGAGUCGAAGAACUUCGAGGUCGUCCUCGUCAGCUGGGACGAGGAGGAGGACGGCUUCACCGAGUACUACGCCAAGAUGCCGUGGCUCGCGAUCCCCUUCGCGAACCGCGACGAGAUCGAGUCGCUCCGCAAGACGUUCAACGUCGAGGCAAUCCCCACGCUCAUCGCCGUCAACGCCGACACCGGCGCCGUCGUCUCCACCAAGGGGCGCGAGCGGCUGGUGAGCGACCAGGAGGGCAAGAACUUCCCGUGGACGGACUGA
Molecule: messenger RNA, 435 nt
Organism: Trypanosoma conorhini
Lineage: Eukaryota; Euglenozoa; Kinetoplastea; Trypanosomatida; Trypanosomatidae
Product: tryparedoxin
Exons: 1
Coding region: 1-435 (144 amino acids)
Molecular function (GO): thioredoxin-disulfide reductase (NADPH) activity
Source: RefSeq, a predicted model, not a curated record